This is a messenger RNA of Closterium sp. NIES-65, 1332 nucleotides long. Lineage: Eukaryota; Viridiplantae; Streptophyta; Zygnematophyceae; Desmidiales; Closteriaceae. The record is from the annotation of a GenBank genome assembly.
AUGGGUGCCGCUCAUCUGGGGUGUGCUGUGCGGUGCUGCUGCCUCUGGUGCGUGAGUUUGAUCAUGAACAAAGGAAAUUUUGGCAACUUCGAGUGGACCCUCAAGGAUGUGUCUAUGGCCGUCGUGUGCAUGUUCCUCUCUGGACCGCUCCUCACCGGCUACACUCAGACCAUAAACGACUGGUACGAUCGCGAGAUUGACGCUAUCAACGAACCCAACCGGCCCAUCCCGUCGGGUGCUAUCUCCGAGAGCGAUGCGGGUCACGACUUCCCCAUCCUGCUUGCUCUCUCAGCCGGUGGCUCGCUCAUUUCAUACAUCUACUCCGCGCCUCCUCUCAAGCUCAAGCAGAGCGGCUGGAUUGGCAACUAUGCCUUGGGAUCCAGCUACAUCUCGCUUCCCUGGUGGGCGGGACAAGCUCUCUUUGGCACGCUGACCUUUGACGUCGUGGUGCUCACUCUCCUCUACAGCAUGGCCGGGCUGGGCAUUGCUAUUGUGAACGAUUUCAAGAGCAUUGAGGGCGACCGCAAGAUGGGGCUGCAGGUGGGUGCUGGGGGCAGUGGCAGGAAGCUGGGCAUUGCUAUUGUGAACGACUUCAAGAGCAUUGGAGGCGACCGCAAGAUGGGCCUGCAGGUGCCUAUUGGGGGGUGGGUGGGUGCUAGGGGGCAGGUGGGUGCCGGGGAGCAGGUGGGUGCUGGGGGGCAGGUGGGUGCCGGGGAGCAGGUGGGUGCUGGGGGGCAGGUGGGUGCCGGGGAGCAGGUGGGUGCCGGGGAGCAGGUGGGUGCCGGGGAGCAGGUGGGUGCCGGGGAGCAGGUGGGUGCCGGGGAGCAGGUGGGUGCCGGGGAGCAGGUGGGUGCCGGGGAGCAGGUGGGUGCCGGGGAGCAGGUGGGUGCCGGGGAGCAGGUGGGUGCCGGGGAGCAGGUGGGUGCCAGGGGAGCAGGUGGGUGCCAGGGAGCAGGUGGGUGCCAGGGAGCAGGUGGGUGCCGGGGAGCAGGUGGGUGCCGGGGAGCAGGUGGGUGCCGGGGAGCAGGUGGGUGCCGGGGAGCAGGUGGGUGCCGGGGAGCAGGUGGGUGCCGGGGAGCAGGUGGGUGCUGGGGAGCAGUGGCCUUUGGUGUGGAAACUGCCAAGUGGAUUUGCGUGGCCAGCAUUGACGUCACUCAGCUAUCUGUUGCAGGUUAUCUCCUCGCCACUGGCAAGACCGUCUACAGGCUUGUGCUUCUGGGCCUCAUUGCUCCUCCUCCUUUGACUGGUCCCUUCACCUGUUCCGUGUCUCACCUCUCCCUCACUGUUGCAUCUUCCUCACAGAUCUCUUGUCACUUUGUCUUUCUCUUCUAA